AUGCGAAGCUCACUUUAUGAAGAAAAGGACAUCGCUGUUUACAAGAUCCCCUCCGCGGAAGACGAUAACCUUGACACAUCGCUAACAACCGGAGCUACGAAGAGACCGAAAGGAUGGAAACCGAGGAGCCGAGCGAGAUUAGCGACGCGGGAGUACAAGAAAUUCAACAGGAACAUCCCAUGUCACCUGACCCCGAAGAAGACGUCGACGGAGAUCCCG
Molecule: messenger RNA, 219 nt
Organism: Mesorhabditis spiculigera
Lineage: Eukaryota; Metazoa; Nematoda; Chromadorea; Rhabditida; Rhabditidae
Source: the annotation of a GenBank genome assembly